AUGGAGACCCUCGGGAAGGGAUGGCUGUCGCACAGGCUCGUGCUGUGCUGUGCCUUCUGGGGACUCUGCCUGGCCUCUCCAGACUACGAUGAUUACUCUCAGAACAGCACCGAGGAGCAGGUAACGACGCCAGAGAUCACACCGUGUCCCCGAGCCAUCCCCGGGGAAAAGGCGACCAUCAACAACGUCACGUACCUGCUGAUACACGAGGCCACGCGCGCUCAGCUGGGCAGCGCCGUCACCGUGCGGCUCAUCCCCUGCCUCUACACCCUCGUCUUUCUGGUGGGGCUGCCUUCGAACGGGCUGGCCCUGGGGGUCCGGGCAGCCACCAGGGCUGAGAAGCUGACCUCCACUGUCUUUCUGAUGAACUUGGCUGCAGCAGAUCUGCUGCUCACAUUGGUGCUGCCCUUCAAGAUUUUCUACUAUUUCCUGGGGAACAACUGGCCCUUUGGGGAAGGCCUGUGCCGGCUCACCACAGCUUUCUUCUACGGGAACAUGUACUGCUCAGUGCUGCUGCUCACGUGCAUCAGUGUCGACCGGUACCUGGCUGUGGUGCAUCCUUUCUUCUCGCGUUCUUUCCGCACUCCCGCCUUCGCCGCCCGCACCUGCGCUGCCGUCUGGCUCUGCGCUGCCGUCCUCACCCUGCCCCUGACCCUGCAGCAGCAGUCGUAUCCCCUGUACGGAGCAGACAUCACUCUCUGCCACGAUGUUCUCCCCAGGCACGAGGAUGACGGGUAUUACUUCUACUACUUCAUCUGCCUGAUCGCCUGCGCCUUCCUCGCGCCUCUGGCAGUGAUGCUGUUCAGCUACUGCUCAGUGCUGCGAGCCCUCCUGGACAGUGGGAAGAAGUACUCCUACUCUAUGAAGCUCACAGCUCUCGUGCUGUUCAUGCUUGUGGCCUUCUACACACCCAGCAAUGUUCUCCUCCUUGUUCAUUACUCCAGCUAUAACUCCAAGCUGUACGGCAACCUGUACAUCAGCUACAUGGUGAGCCUGGCCAUCAGCACCUGCAACAGCUGCGCUGAUCCCUUCGUCUACUACUACGUUUCCGAAGACUUUCGAGAUAAGGUGAGAAAGAGAUUCUUCGGUCACAGAAAACAAAACACCACGUCCCUAAAAACCUCCAAGGAAACACUCCCUCAAAAAAGUUCCAAAGAGUCGCUGGUGUAA
This is a messenger RNA of Tauraco erythrolophus (red-crested turaco), 1170 nucleotides long. RefSeq names its product F2R like thrombin or trypsin receptor 3 (gene F2RL3). Gene Ontology annotation, molecular function: thrombin-activated receptor activity. Gene Ontology annotation, biological process: positive regulation of Rho protein signal transduction; thrombin-activated receptor signaling pathway; blood coagulation. Gene Ontology annotation, cellular component: plasma membrane. The record is from RefSeq and is a predicted model, not a curated record. Lineage: Eukaryota; Metazoa; Chordata; Aves; Musophagiformes; Musophagidae.